AUGUCCGAACAGGGUAGAAAGAUCAAGCUUGGUAGUCCCGAGUUUAGGGAGCUAAUGGCUAAGAAAGCUGCUAUCGCUGCCGCAGCUGCCGCUUCUGCUAUAGCAUCGCAUGCUCCCGUAGCGAACGAAACACCUGCCCCUAACGCUCCUGCUACCGGCAUUCUUGCCCAAGUAUCCGCUGCCAUUCCACCCGGCACAUUCAGGGCUACGGCUGCGCCUGGGCGCGCGCCUGAGACUGCACCUGAUUUCGUGCUUUCGUCCACGCUCCAGUCUAUGCCUACGGCUAUCCCUGAUGUUAGUACAACCCAAGCUGACGAGCCGGCCUACCAUACUCUCGAAUCAGGCUGGGGCCACUCAAAGGGUAAAGAAGUUGCGUGCCAUAACCCAACGCUCUAUCAUGCUGUAAGCUAUCUUUCCACCUAUAGUUCUACUGUAUCUGAUAAGCACCAGCCGGCGAACUUCGGAUUUGUCCUGAGCGACCAGCUCCCGUUCGGAGUCUCCUCAAGCGGCAAUAGUUCAUACUACAGCCCGAUCAGAAUCUUCCCUAGCAUCGACGGUACCUACCGAUCGGCUAAUGCUGAGGUGCAACGUAAGCCAUCGUGGGGCGCUGCUUCGAAGCCAUCGACUAAGUCGAAACCCAAUGAGCCUACCGUGUCAGUUGCCCAGCGACAUAAAUAUGUUCAACACCGUGAGCAACCCGUCCAGCAGGACCACAAAACGUCCCAGCCUGAAGAGCGAUCCGCUGCGCCUUCUCGAUCUGCGCCACCAGCUCGUCAGUCAGUCCAACAGCAUGCUUCGCAAUCCCCUCGACCGGCUCAUAUACCAGUCAAUGAGUGUCCUUCUCGUUCCCCACGUCUCGGCCACCAGCCAGUCCACCUGCGCUACUUUGAUAGUUAUGGUGCUCUCGACUGCGGAGCGCAGACGCUGGGUCUUUACCUCGACGGGCUUCGAGACGAACUCACAAUCCGUGGUCUUCCAUUCCCAAAAACUGAUAACUGGAGGGAUCUCGCUUCUGUCCUUGCCGAAAAUGACAAGGAGUGGCGGAAACAGCUUUUCACUCUGGAGCGUGAAGUGCUCAGCAAGCUCUGUGGCAAGGAAAAGGUCGAUGCCUUCAUGCGAACUGAGCCCUUCAAGAACCAGGAGUACUUCGACUACGGUGAUUUAGAAGCCGAAUUGAUCUAUCACUACAAAGAAACUCCAGAGUUUUCUGAGCUUAUGACUAAUGUUUUGGAUCUACGGAGCGUGGCGUACAACAUGCUGCUACACAUAGCCAACCACGAGUAUGUGAGCCUAGGUACCAAGAUGCCUGAUUUUCAUCCAGACUUCGCGAGAAGGAUUGCGGACUUCCGCGCCCGGAAGAUCGCUACAGAGGGCUCUCCUCUUAGACAGCGGGUUGAAAAGUACGCCCGCGGCCGAGGCACUAUUUCUCCUCCCGAGCGCUCAGAUACUGCUCCUGUUGGGUCGCAGGGGAGAAAGCGUCGGCGCGGAAAAGACCUACAGGAAGAGGGCGAAACGAAGCCAGCGAACAAGAAACCUCGAAAAAAUGCGGCUUCUGUUUCAAUCGAAAAAGAAUUUGCCGCAUUUCAGCCCGGAUCCGCUACAGGGUCGAGUCCUGAGCAGUCUACCCUUGCUACACCAGCAAGCAGGUCCCCGAUUAAUGUAAACCCAGUCUCUACGCCAGGAUCAAAACACACAAAGCGUCAGGGAGAUACAGAGGGAGAGGAAGGGCUGGAUACGGGGAAGAAGAAGCCUCGUCGUGACGCUACAUUGACUAAGAAAGCGCCCACCACUACACAGGACGAAGCCGCUGCGGGUGCCACUUCGGAACAGUCAGAACACGAGAUUCAGCCAAUGAACAGAAAGCCCCAACAAGACGCUGCUCACGUUGAUAAAGCAUCCGCUUCGGCGUCCACUCGUGAGCGUUCCACCACCGCGUCUUCUAUUUGCGAAACGUCGCAGGCGCAAUCCCGCAAAACGAAAGCUGCAACCCAGUCCCCUCUUGAAGAAGACCGUGAUCCUUCAGAGUCUGAUACUCCUACCGGAGACCAUGACUCUCUUCAGACCAGGUCCAUCAAACGAAAUCUACGCAGCAACAAGAGGAAGGAACCUGAACCAGAGUACGUGUGGGAAUGGGAAGACGAGGAUUUGUCCGACUUUAUUGACGACGGUGACGAAGAUGAGUCAGUUCGGCCCUCAAAGAGGAAGCGAAGAAACAGUGAUGAAAAGAAGCGUUUCGAUCGCGCGAAGUUCAGGCGGACGACUAACCUCGUCAAAGACUAG
This is a messenger RNA of Didymosphaeria variabile, 2280 nucleotides long. RefSeq lists its product as uncharacterized. NCBI's taxonomy places the organism in Eukaryota, Fungi, Ascomycota, Dothideomycetes, Pleosporales, Didymosphaeriaceae. The record is from RefSeq and is a predicted model, not a curated record. The transcript is spliced from 3 exons. Bases 1 to 2280 code for a protein of 759 amino acids.